GGAUGUGGCACUACAGCUGCCGCAUGCGGAUGCGGAUGUGGAUGUGGAUGUGGCACCACAACUGCCGCAUGCGGAUGCGGCGCAUGUGGUUGCGGGGCCAGCUAUGCUUGCACCGGUCAAAUGUUUUGUGCCAUGCACCUUACGAAGAAUACCAGCAGCAAUGUUCCAGUGAGUUUGUCCCAGUGCAACUUGUACUCCUCCUCCACCGGCCAGAGCGUACCGAAGAUCAGCAUCGACCAGAAGCAGGACCUCAAGGACUAUUCCCUGACCUUCGAGAACGGGCGCAUGAAGGCCUCAGCGAAGCGCAGCUUCAACACCGGCGAUUCCACGGAUUAUGUGCUCCAGAUGGACAAGGCCUACUACAUCCUCUUGGUGGUUGGAAGCGGCACCAGUCCCCCCAUCCAAGUGGGCUACCAUGGUGCCUCCAGCAGCAGCACCUUGAUUUGCGUCAGCACUCUCUCGGAGAAAGGUGAGUGCAAGCCGCCUGCCGAAUGGGACGAUGAAGCCCCACAAAUGCAAAUCGUCUCCUCGUCUUCCUUCGCAAUGCAAAGCCCAUUUUGGGCUUUGCUUCUUGCAAGCCUGAUGGCUGUGAAUUAGCCACAGUUGCAUUCACCAAGGCGCCAAUUGAUUUGAAGAGCAAUGUCUCUUGCAAGAGACCAUCACAAGAGGUAUUGACUUCAAUCAUUCACAUUCUAUCUUUGCUCAUGGUGCCUUCCAGGCCACAAUCUUAGUCUUAUAUCGGCGUUCCUUGGCCUUUGCUUGCUUGGUUCCUGGCUGUGUCCCUCUGCAGCUUUCAAGCAGAGGGUUCGCGAACGAACAGGCUUCGACGGCACAAUCGCGGGUGAAGCUUCGACGGUUCGAGCGAGCUGAACCGACAACGCGAGGAAGCCGAAGAAACGCCACGGUGAGAUCUCGCGAAGUUUUGCAGGAAACCAUGACACAGCGUGGGCCACUUACAGUUUGGGGAGAGGCACAGAUGAUGGCCGGUUUUCGCUAUCCUGGUCAACCUCUUGUGUUCAAAAAGAAGACCUUAACCAUGUGGGUUCGUGUUUUCGUGGAAAUCAUGUGGCAAAGAUGGGAGAAGUAACAAAUCGAUGUUCAUGUUCCAUCGCUUUGAGCCCAGCGUUACAGGCCUGGCCGCACCCCAAAACGUCCUUUGCUCGCUUUCUGUUUUAUCGGGAUGUCGUGAAGCGAUUCGACCCAAGAUGUCAAAGAUGACCUGUGCGC
Molecule: messenger RNA, 1227 nt
Organism: Durusdinium trenchii
Lineage: Eukaryota; Dinophyceae; Suessiales; Symbiodiniaceae
Source: the annotation of a GenBank genome assembly